This is a messenger RNA of Phytophthora nicotianae INRA-310, 330 nucleotides long. RefSeq lists its product as hypothetical. Lineage: Eukaryota; Oomycota; Peronosporomycetes; Peronosporales; Peronosporaceae. The record is from RefSeq and is a predicted model, not a curated record. Bases 1 to 330 code for a protein of 109 amino acids. Gene Ontology annotation, cellular component: extracellular region. The transcript has a single exon.
AUGUGUUCAGCCUUUGCCGCGUCGAACGGAACAGAGGCAGCCACUGUGUAUGACAUUCCGGAGUGUACCCAAGAUCAGCUGAAUCUCGGUGAAGCAAUCCUUACCACGGAGCCCAGCACACUGCAGUGUGAGAAGAAGUUCGGCAUCAAGUCCGGCAUGCUCCUGCAGUCAGCCGACGCCGCAGAUGAGUUCUGCGCAGAGCAGGCCUGUCUCAACGCACUGCGGACGCUGUUCUCCACGCUACCCAAUUGCCGCUACGAAUUAUGGGGACUCAAGUAUUCGGCUACAAAGUUCCUCAACCACUGCGGCUUCUCCACGGACAUCGCAUAA